Letharia columbiana is the source of this 1263-nucleotide messenger RNA. RefSeq lists its product as uncharacterized. NCBI's taxonomy places the organism in Eukaryota, Fungi, Ascomycota, Lecanoromycetes, Lecanorales, Parmeliaceae. Gene Ontology annotation, cellular component: mitochondrion. The transcript is spliced from 3 exons. Bases 1 to 1263 code for a protein of 420 amino acids. The record is from RefSeq and is a predicted model, not a curated record.
AUGACUUCUGCCGGCCGCAUUAGCCUUGCAGCCCGUCUUGCAUUACCUCAAUCAGGUUACGUCUGCCUACACUGUCGGCUCCGAGCAUCAACCGCUGUAAGAAUGACUAACUCAUCAAUCACCCUACCCUACGCUUCCAGCAGACACGCCAGCUGGCUCAACACUGAAAAGUUACGAAAAAAGAUAUGGGGCUCAGAGACACCGCCAGGUCAGGACGAUCCGUACGGGAAAGAGAGUGUGUUUGAUCAGAGAAGAAGGGAGAAGGAGCAAGCGAGGGAAAAGGGCAGGGAGCUUGAACCGGCACCUGAGCAGGAGGUGGAACAGCCCGAAGAUGAAGAUGAAUAUUUCGAAGCGGAUACAGCUGAAGGCCUAGAGAUGGUGGGUGGGCCUGGUUGGGGGACAAGGCAAUGGGAGGUGGCGAACCCAUUUAAAGGUUUCAUUCGUCCCAAGAGAACAGAGGGUCGAAAUGAUACAAUCCUCGCAGUUCAUCGCGCCUUGGUGGAGACCUACGCCUUGAAAGAAGCUGGACUACCAUUGGUAAUGGAUUACUCUUCAGCAGACCCUACGGAAGAUUAUGCCACACGUGUUGCGGGGGGCGCAAAAUUCGAGCAGGACGCAAGCGGACAGCUGGCUUUGGUGCUUGAGAGUGAGGAGCUGCGACAGUCCAUAUUGGAAUGCGUCACACCAAAAGAUCGCUCGAGCGACAAUAUCGCGAUGCAAGACGCAGACAUCGAAGAAGAGGAAGUUACAGACGAAAUUACAGAUGAACUUGCAGAGGAGGAGAUGGAGUCCAAUGACGCCGAAGAAAGGCCGUCGCAGAUUGUCAAGGGAGAUGACGAAAUCAAUUUGGAAUUGGAAGGCUCUGAACUACCACUUCCGGACGAAGAGUCCUUCGAUCCUGCAAGAUCAGCAGAUCUUGCACCCUUCAUGCCAGCGAGCGAUACUUGGCGCGAUGUCUCAAUGGACGAUGCAGCAAUGAAAUUUGCAGUCCUCAAGAGGGUGAUGCAAUUGACGGGAAGGCGCAUUCCAGACCCCGACAUCUCAGCCAUCAGCACACCAAAAUCAUUACUCGUCCACCUAGUGAAAAAGCCCAAACCAAAAAGGACUGCGGAAGCCCUUCGGAAGUCGAAUCAAGUUGCAGAACUUCCGAACGUGCAAAUCCUUAAUAGAAGAUAUGGUUUGAUCGACCGAGAAAUCGAGGUGGGGAGGUGGAAGGUGAUCAAAGAGGAGCUGGAGAAGAGAGGCUUGCCUGUUACUGGCUGA